Molecule: messenger RNA, 963 nt
Organism: Saxophila tyrrhenica
Lineage: Eukaryota; Fungi; Ascomycota; Dothideomycetes; Mycosphaerellales; Extremaceae
Exons: 3
Coding region: 1-963 (320 amino acids)
Source: RefSeq, a predicted model, not a curated record
AUGGGUUCGAAAGGCGAGACUCUUCCGCCUCCGGGCUCCAAUCAGACAUAUGUAAAAGUGUCCGCCUUGAACGGAGGCUGGGUGACGCUGCCCGAAAGGCUAUUCAUCACCAACGCAGACCCCGAAGCGCUCAAGACCGUCCCAUCAAUGUGCUUUCUAAUCCAGCGUCCACGGCCCGGUGGCGGACCACCAGAGCGAAUCGUCUUCGACCUGGGCAUCAAGCGAGACAUGAGCCAGUACGCCGCUGGCAUGCAGGACCAUCUCUCCAAACGCCAACCGAUCACUAACCUGCCAGACACCAAGGCCAGUCUGGAGGAGGGCGGCCUUGAUCCGGCCAAGGACGUCGACUAUGUGAUCCUCAGUCAUACCCAUUGGGAUCACAUUGGUAUGCCGGCUGAUUAUCCCAAUUCGAAAUUCGUGCUCGGUAGUGGAACAUUGCACACUGUCAAGCACGGAGCGCCUCAUUACCCGCCUGAGAUGUUCGAAAAGGAUCCCCUUCCUUUAGACCGCAGCACCGAAUUCCCGCCUGGCCCCGACUCUCCCGGCAAAGAUCUCGCCUGCGCAACUUCGCAACAGACGUCCCACCAGUGGAAGCCCAUUAGCACCCUCAAACACGCCAUCGACUUCUUCGGCGAUGGCAGUGUCUACAUCAUCGACGCUCCCGGCCACCUCCAGGGCCACGUGAACCUGCUCGCCCGGCUCGGUCCAGAGAAGUGGGUAUACCUCGGCGGUGACUGCUGCCACGAUAGCAGAAUCAUUACCGGCGAGAAGGAGAUUGCGAUGUACCCGGAUGCCCAUGGGGAGAUGCGGAGCGUGCAUUCCAAUUUGCCGGUGGCGAGGACGACGAUUGCCAUGAUCCAGGAUUUUGUUAAGACAAAUGGGGACAAUGUUGAAUGGAUCAUUGCGCAUGAUAAGGGUUGGGCGGAUAACAACCAGGAGAGGUUCUUUCCUGGGAAGCUAUAG